UGUUUGAUUUGGGGCGGCUCGAUGCACGCUAGUGGGUGGUGUAUGCGCUUGAGCUAGGCUGGCUAUCAGUUAUGCAAGCUCGUGCGUGCGGCACUAUUGGCUUGAGCGUCGCUGCCUGUUGUGUGGGAUGGAAGGAUGGCAGGUGUGUUUCGGUGGAGGAGUCAUCGUGUCUGGAUUGGGGUAAGCCCCCUGCUUCUGCCUUCGACGGGCGGCACCACGUGCCGCAAUUUCCGGGAGGGCGACUGGAGACUUGUAGGUUGGGAUGGUCAUCUUAGUUUUAUUUUAGUUAAGCAAUAUGCCCGGCCGGGUUUGCCCUCGAUUUUGAUUCUCUUGGUCAUUCGUAGCGACGUUCGUGGUCCCCCGGGCGUACCCAAGCAGGCAAAUAGGCACCCUCAUCCGUCAGGAUCAGAGGCCCUGCUUGAGGCAUCGGCGGGGCUGAACGCAAUCGGGGCCUGCAUCUCCCGGAUGCCUUCGGGGCUGUAUACGUUAGCACGCGUAUCGAGUUCAUCAAGAGUACACAGCAUCGAAUUGUUCAUGCUACAUGUCCAUAACUAUCCAGGGCCGUAGUCCAAAUAAGGCCAACAACGAUGCAGAAGGCCAAACGGGACUCGCCUAUCCAGAGGGGCUUUGGCGCCCUAUCUAUAGGAUUUGCCAUCGCUGGGUCAACACUAUUCAUCGUCAGCCUGCAUGUUCAAGCCUCAGGGGUUCUCUGGGAAGGCAAAUCGAGGCUUGUGGGUCGAAGCAUUAUUCUAGUGUUAGCCUGCAAUACACCCGCCUAGGCAAUCACACUCGGACG
Messenger RNA from Trematosphaeria pertusa, 796 nucleotides. RefSeq lists its product as uncharacterized. The record is from RefSeq and is a predicted model, not a curated record. The transcript is spliced from 2 exons. NCBI's taxonomy places the organism in Eukaryota, Fungi, Ascomycota, Dothideomycetes, Pleosporales, Trematosphaeriaceae. Bases 136 to 567 code for a protein of 143 amino acids.